AGAACAUGGCGACUGUUUCCCUAGCAAUGUUUUUAAACACUUGGCGUCUUACUAUGAUAUUUUAAAUCAUGAAAUGAUGUUAAAAUGCUAGCUUAACGCAUUAGUAUAAUUCUGUUUUUAAAUUCCAUUAAUUCGUUGUAUAAAUAUGUCUCAAAAAUCAUCGCUCUCAUCACAAAGUUCGAUGAAACUCGAUCAAGAAAUGCGAGAGUGUCGCAUGGCAUAUCUGGCUGUUCUUAACAGCACGAGUGAAAAUAUGACUUCAGUUAAAGAACUUACACUAGCUCUUCAAUACUCUGGUCGAAAUCCGUCACAAAAGUCGUUGAAAAAGUAUUGGAGAUAUUCUACAGAAUCCAUAUCUUACUCAGAAUUUUGUGAUAUAAUGAAGCAAGAGAGGCACAAUAGCAAAAAAGAUCUUGUGUUAGCUUUCAAAAAAAUGGAUAUAAAUAAUGAUGGCUUUAUUUCAUUUUCUGAACUCAAGAAGGCUCUAACAAUGUAUGGAGAGAAAAUGAGUGAAUCUGAAGUUCAAGAGAUUCUUGACGAGGCUGAUGAUAACGGAGAUGGUCGUUUAGAUUAUGAAGAGUUUUGUGAUAUGUUAAUGUCGACUGCUGAAAAAUGUAAAGAACUGAAUCAAAAGAAAGUAAAAGAUGACAUCACAUCCAGAGAAAGAAAAUCAACCUCAUUAUCAACAAAAAGCAAACCAUCAAAACCUCCAAGAACAAUAGCAAAGGGUAGCAAAGAACCAAAAAAUCUUAAGGAUUGGAGUUAUCAAAUGAGAAAAGGUUUUGUUGUUGUUGAAGAUGGUGGGAAAUUCUCUAGUCAUUGUUAUAAACUUAGAAUACCAUCCAGUACAAAACUGUGGUUAACUAUUCAUGGAAACUACCAAGGCGGCCAUAUAGAUGUUACUUUGUUCGUGGUAAAAGCAGAUUCAGGGGAGCUUGUUGCCUUUACCCAGGGUAUUGUUGAUGAGAAAAGCUGUGUUCUCAGUGACAUUACAGCAGGAGAGUACAAUAUUCUGGUCUUCACUACUGGCUGUAGACUUUCUUCACGAACAUCCGAAUCCAAACGAACGGUCGAGCUGAUUAAGACUGUAAAUGGAGAAAUAGAGCUCACAAAACGAUGCAAAGACGCAUUAACAGAGAUAUUCCAUCACUGUGAUUUGGAUGGUAACGGCUACCUUAAUCGCCAAGAAUUUGACGUGUUUCAAAUGCGAACGAGUGGAGAGUCGUGUGACGAUGAUGCUUGGGAAGUCAUGGUUGAAAACUUCGAUACAAAGAAUGGUCGCGAGAUCACCCUCAAAGGUUUUCUGGAUUUAAAUUUGAUGGAGGCACGUGAUGCUGAGGGUGACCCAAACGAUCUCUGGAUAACAUUCAACAGUAUGGGCUACAACAAAGCGCUUGAACCUGACCAGGUUGCUUUUUAUGCGACAGAGAUCUACUCCCGUGACUGUGACAUUAAACUGCAAGCGCUGAAGAUUGAUGACUAUCACGAAAUUUUGAACAAAGCUGUCGUACAGUCCAUAGUUGACAACUCUACGACACGCAAUGUAAAGCGCAUGCGUGAUUUAAUCUUACAUCGUUACGAAGACGAGCAACGUGUAAGCUUGGCUGUGGAAAACAAGUCCCGUCAGGCCGUCAUCGUGAGAUUAAAUUGUAAUAAAAGUCAGAAUUGUGUAAGUCAUUGUGGCAACUUGAAUUGUGUUGUCAAAGUCGAGGCAAAGUCAACAGAGAUCGGGCAUCAUGUUAUCGCCUCGGAUCCUUCUAAAACUUGGUCUGUUACAUGCGAAGAUUCCGUUGAAGAUUGAGUAAAACUAAAGAUCGGGCAUCAUGUUAUCGCCUCGGAUCCUUCUAAAACUUGGUCUGUUACAUGCGAAGAUUCCGUUGAAGAUUGAGUAAAACUAAAGGGAAGUAUAAAAAUACUUCGAUUAUCAGGAAUGAUCGUGGAGUAUCUUCGCUUAAUCUAAGGACAAAUCAGAUCUAACAGAAGCAUUAUCAGA
Messenger RNA from Dendronephthya gigantea, 1993 nucleotides. Its product is annotated as EF-hand calcium-binding domain-containing protein 7-like. The record is from RefSeq and is a predicted model, not a curated record. NCBI's taxonomy places the organism in Eukaryota, Metazoa, Cnidaria, Anthozoa, Malacalcyonacea, Nephtheidae. Bases 146 to 1801 code for a protein of 551 amino acids. Gene Ontology annotation, molecular function: calcium ion binding. The transcript has 15 exons.